Annulohypoxylon truncatum is the source of this 831-nucleotide messenger RNA. RefSeq lists its product as uncharacterized. Bases 1 to 831 code for a protein of 276 amino acids. The record is from RefSeq and is a predicted model, not a curated record. The transcript is spliced from 2 exons. Lineage: Eukaryota; Fungi; Ascomycota; Sordariomycetes; Xylariales; Hypoxylaceae.
AUGGCAAACAGGAGAGAGCAAAGGAUUGAUUUAGGAGGCUCAGGAUGUCAUGGUGAGCCUGUCUUCAAUAUAUUCACUGAUUAUCUCCAACCAGAAAGUUGUACUACCGCCGCGCAGGUAGCCACUAGGAUUUCACUCCUUGCGCCUCCCACGAAUGACGGCAACAAAUUAUGGGAAUUCUUAGAUUACCUCUGGUCGAGCAUCUGCAAAUUUGCGGAACAGAUACCGCACGAUAAUAUAGCUCAGGACAAGUUGGUAGAUGCCAUCCUGGAACUUAUGUUGCUACCUGAUACUGGAAUUGACAUCUGGUGUAUGCAUAUGUGGGAAGAUCUUCCCCUCCUAUAUGCCGCUUUUAGCGAACAUAUAAACCUUUUUAAAUAUUCCGACUUUGAGAACAUACAGCUGGAAUUAGACAAGGAAUGGAUACGGUUUUAUGCCUUCGGUGCCAGACUGACAGCUGCCGAUGUGUUUAGUCAUACUCUGCCAAUAGCGAUGGUGAGCAAGGCAUUAGAAGGCAGAAAGAAACCGUGCAGCAGUAGAAAGCUAAAUAGAGAUUUGUCAACAGCGGCCGUGUGUAUUGACUACGCCGGCCUGGUUCUAGUGGAAGAAUUAGCUUCUAAUCCACACCCGGUACCUGACGAUGAUAAUGAAAUCGAAGGAGGCCCACUAUUUAAGGGUAAGCCCGGGUUGACGCUGGAAAGGUGGCUAUUUUGGGAGAAGAGAUUCCCUGAGGAGGCAGAAAAAGCGACGACCAGCGAAGCGAAAGAGCUUGCUCUGCGUGCCGCGAGGUCGAUGAAAAUAUGGCGUGAAACAAGGCUGGAGGGAAUUUAG